CGUAGCUUUGGGUAGUGUCCGGUCAAGUCCAGUUUUUCGAUUAAAUAUGCGUGUGUCGUUGUCGUGCGGUAGACUAUUUUCAAAAUGUUUAUCCUUUCAACCGCGGGCAGCUGUUAGUGCAUGCCGAGAGACGCUUCUGAAGGCACACGCAGCGAGUUACAGCACCCAGCCAGGGUCCAAAGAUGUCUCCCUCUCUUUCGCGUCUUACGAAUCCACUCAAGCCGAGGAUCAGAGGUCGCCGAUUAUCAUCCUCCACGGACUAUUUGGCAGCAAGAACAAUUGGAAAAGCUUAUCUAAGGCGAUGGUGAACGCGACGAAACGUAAGGUUUUCGUUCUGGAUGCCCGUAACCAUGGAGAAAGCCCACACACUGACGAAAUGGACUACAUACUGAUGGCCAAUGAUGUAGAUCUCUUUAUCAAGGAGCAUAGUCUCGACAAGGUCGGCAUUAUCGGACACAGCAUGGGUGGAAGGACAGCCAUGACAUUUGCCUUGACGAGGCCAUCCAUGGUAGAAAGGCUUGUGGUAGUGGAUGUGUCUCCAGUUACCAUGCCAUCCAUUGUCGUGCACGACAAUGUCCUCGUCAACCACAUUAAUUCCAUGGACACUGUUUUGCCUCAACUCUCUCCAGACAUGUCUUCACCAGCAGCUCGUAAGGAAGCUGACCGUAUUCUGGCGAAUGACAUACCCGAAGUUGCCGUGCGUCAAUUUCUGCUGGCCAACCUUCAAAAGGGUGAACGCCUGUAUGAAUGGCAGUUCAACUUGAAGGCGCUGAAGCGAAACCUUCCCAACAUCAUCCAGAUGCCCGACUUGAAAGGGCUCACCUAUGAUGGGGACACCCUGUUUAUCUGUGGAGGCGACUCUCCUUAUGUGAGCAAACGGGAUCAUGAUGGCAUCAAGGAGAAGUUCCCAAACGCCAACAUUUUUUACAUCAAAGGCGGCGGACACUGGGUUCACGCAGACAAACCCGCGGAAUUCUUAAACUUGAUCAAAGAGUUCAUGGGCGGUGGUGCGUCCUAGUGUCUGUUGUAAAUCGUGCUCUCUUAUGUCAGCAUAUUUGCUGUGUAUUGUCACUUGUUAAUUGUACAGUAGUUGCGCGUUUUUAACUAGAAAGUGUUGCUCAAUAAAUUUUGUAUACAAAGCCUGCAAAAA
Messenger RNA from Rhipicephalus microplus (southern cattle tick), 1150 nucleotides. RefSeq names its product sn-1-specific diacylglycerol lipase ABHD11. Gene Ontology annotation, biological process: lipid metabolic process. The record is from RefSeq and is a predicted model, not a curated record. Gene Ontology annotation, molecular function: carboxylic ester hydrolase activity. Lineage: Eukaryota; Metazoa; Arthropoda; Arachnida; Ixodida; Ixodidae. Gene Ontology annotation, cellular component: mitochondrion.